Polistes dominula (European paper wasp) is the source of this 2085-nucleotide messenger RNA. RefSeq lists its product as uncharacterized. The record is from RefSeq and is a predicted model, not a curated record. Lineage: Eukaryota; Metazoa; Arthropoda; Insecta; Hymenoptera; Vespidae.
AAAAAAGAAUAGUAUACUACAUUUUUAUUUACUUGUCGAUUAAAAAGAACAUUUGUAGUUUUUUUUGUAUUCGCUCGACAAAAGUGUAAGACUUUCCUGAUAGUACGUGUUCAUUUUUUGUUUUUGUUUUUUUUUGUUUAAACUCCACGACAAAUAAUGUAUGUGUGGGGAGAAAAAAUAUGAGGAGAAAUAUGUAGAUAUAUAUGUAUCCUCGAUAUAUAUACAAUAAUAUUAUAUGAUUCCAAGAUCAACGAUCAAGGGGAGUCGUUUGGCCAUGAGAUACACAAACAGUGUUUACUAAUAAAUUGACAAGAAGAUGAAAAUAAUAUUCAGAAAUGAGAAAAUAAGUCGAAUGAAAAAAAAAAAAAGAAAAAAAAAUAAUGUUAUGUGAAAAAAAAAAAAACGAAAAGAGAUUGAAAUUUUCUUACGAAAUUGCUACACAUGAAUUAUCGUUUAUCUUGCUAAAAUGUUAUUUUUUCUCUUAUAUUUUGUGCGUAACGUUAUCAGAUUUAAAAAGAAAAAGAAAAAAAAAGAGGAAGAAGCUUAAAAAAAAAAAAAAAAAACAGCAUAUAUUAUGAUAAACGAAAUUUUACUAUUCCGAAAAUUGACGACGUCUGAAUAAAUUGACAUGCUGAAAAAAAUAGAAUUUAGCACGGCGAUAAGAAUGUGAAAUAGAGAAAGAGAGAGAGAGAGAGAGAAAGAAAAGAAAAGAAAAGAAAAAAAAAUUAUUUAAAAUUCAAUCGCUUAUUUCGUUACUCGACGACCGAGUCUUUCGUUCGUCGCACCAGUGUCUACGGUUACAAUAAUGUAAAUUAUGAUACACGUGUCGGCAGAGAACGCGCACCGAUACGACCGUGUAAAGCGCAAGGGUACCGCCUUUCUAACGAACCUCUUUAAGUCAAGAAAACUCAACUUAGGGAUGAAGAUUAACGAAGACGAAGAAAUGGAACGUUCUCCUAGGAUUGAGUCACCUGCCAUUAUCGCAAACACGUGCCGACGAGGGGGAAACGAGAACGACAAUGCCGUGUCGAGGAUUCCGUCGACCUUGAGCGUCACUGCCGUCGACGUCGACGUUGCUUGUCAGCCCUCACCGUCACACUCUUUUUUGACCUCGACACCAGGUAGAACGCGAAACAUCGAUCAGGAUAUGGAGGCAAUCAGGCUCAGUCGUCAAGACAAUCCAUAUCUUCAGGUAUUGGCCAGUCGCGAGAGUCUUGUCGAAUCGAUCGGAGAAUCAGAAUCGGACGAUGCGAAUCUUAUGUCUCAAGAAUUUUGCGACACGGACCCUUUGACCCUGGCCCAAGUACACGAGCACCUAGUUCGUAGUCCACCCCCUGCCUCCUGGCCACAUUCAACGGCGUUUGAUUUUUCCCGACAUAAUCAAAAUUGUGGAACUCAUAGGGGAAACGAGCAAGAGCUUUCGAGGAGUGAACCUUCUACGGAUAUAAGAGAUCGUCACUCGCAUACUUUCUCCCUGUUACACCCAACUCCGAUAAGAAGUUUUUCGGAGGUACGUCGACUUCACAGAUCAGCUGAUGAUAGCGUUCAAUUGAUGUCGAACGAAUAAGACAAAUUAAAAGAUGAUUAAUUCAUCGAGAUUAUGAUUUUAUUCGACACAUCCGACUCGUCCUUAAAUUGGAUUGUAUUUUCGAAUGUUGUCGAUCGACGAAGAAGUGAAGGAAGAAAAAAUGGAAGAAGAAGAAAAAUGAAAGGGUUGUGAAAAAUCAAUGGAAAUUUUUCAUCAACCUUGUAUAUCGACUUUUAAAAAAAUGCUAUGAAAGAAGGAAGCAUUAAUCGGUCGAUUUUAAUCUUCUUUUUUUUUUAUCUAGUCAUCAUUACAGAUAAUUAAUCUGAAUGUUUAGUUAACCAAAUCUUAAUUAUUACUUGUUGUUUAUUUUUUGUUAGUUAAAUACGAUGUUUUUGAGAUAAAGAGAACAAUUAUUAUUACUUUUACUCAAUCUUCUUGUUUCGUUGUCAUUUUAAUGUCAUCGUAUUUACACUAAUUGGAGAUUGUACGUUAAAAUAUUAUUUCUAUUAUUUUCUAUUCGUAUAAUUUAUAGAUACAAUCUCGAGAAGAAAGAGAAA